CGGCAACUUCAAGCUGUUUGCAACAACGGCUAUUUGUACUCCUAAAUAUCUACUUUGUGAAUUUAUAUCCGCUAUUCCUGGUGUCCAUUUCUUUAGCAAUUUAGUUGCAUUGCGAUGUGGUUUUAAGUAUCAUUCUCAGGACAAUUGUGAAUUAGGCUUCAAGGAAAUGAAUUCGUUGCUCGGAUGUUUUGAUUACUUGACUGUUCGUUCCAUCAAUUAGGAGAGCCCCCGCUCUCUCUCUCCCAGAGUAUGGCAUUUGCUUUAUGAUUGUAGACAUGUUUUAAAUACUUUUGAUAAAAUUGAUUCUAGUCAACAAUGGUAGGGACCAAGAUUCGCGAUGAAGAUAGGAAAAAUAUCCACUCUAAGUAUAUAUUUACUUACUGUGAUGAUCUUCUUGUCAAUCCAAUACAAACGUCUUGUGAACAUUCAUUUUGUCAAUCUUGUAUCGAGAUUCUUCUUGGACGUCCUAAUCCAAAAUGUACUGAAGAUGAAGAACAUUUGAACAGAAACAAUAUAUUUCCAAAUGAUGACAUAAAGCAGGAGUUGAAUUGUAUUGUUUUACAUUGUCCCAAUGAAAAGUGCAAAUGGCUUGGCCCCUAUCAAGAAUUGAAGGGUCACAUAGGAAGUACAUGCAAAUAUGCCCCCGUGGUCUGUCCAUAUUGCAAAGACAGAAUUCGAAGAAAGGAUAUUGAAGACCACCUGAACAAGUUUUGCCGCAAAAUUCACAUAUUUCCAAAUGAUGACAUAAAGCAGGAGUUGAAUUGUAUUGUUUUACAUUGUCCCAAUGAAAAGUGCAAAUGGCUUGGCCCCUAUCAAGAAUUGAAGGGUCACAUAGGAAGUACAUGCAAAUAUGCCCCCAUGGUCUGUGCAUAUUGCAAAGAUAGAAUUCGAAGAAAGGAUAUUGAAGACCACCUGAACAAGUUUUGCCGCAAAAUUCACACUUCAAAAGAAAAAGAUGCUCCAGAACAUAUGAAUGACAGGAUGGAGAGCCUUGAGGGUCGAGAUUCCCAAAGAUCCUCAUUUUAGCAACCAAAGUCAGAUAUAUAGAUUGCUUCUCGAUCACCAUUGGGAAGUUCAUCUUCAUGCCAUUGGAAAGUUUAACAUAUUGUCAGUAUAUUAAAGAUGACCCACUGUUUAUUAAGGUGAUUGAUGAUUGAAAAGGUUGGAAAUUGUUUUUUUUCCACACUUUGUGCUGUAUGCAUUGUCGUCAGUCGAACGUUAGUUGGCGGCAUGGUGACAAUAUUCAUAUAUUCUGUCAUU
Molecule: messenger RNA, 1260 nt
Organism: Xenia sp. Carnegie-2017
Lineage: Eukaryota; Metazoa; Cnidaria; Anthozoa; Malacalcyonacea; Xeniidae
Product: TNF receptor-associated factor 6-B-like
Exons: 12
Coding region: 316-1026 (236 amino acids)
Biological process (GO): tumor necrosis factor-mediated signaling pathway; positive regulation of JNK cascade; protein K63-linked ubiquitination
Cellular component (GO): plasma membrane signaling receptor complex
Molecular function (GO): zinc ion binding
Source: RefSeq, a predicted model, not a curated record